Molecule: messenger RNA, 1047 nt
Organism: Striga hermonthica
Lineage: Eukaryota; Viridiplantae; Streptophyta; Magnoliopsida; Lamiales; Orobanchaceae
Source: the annotation of a GenBank genome assembly
AUGCAGACGACUGCAUAUGAAAUUGUCAAUGGAAGCUACGUUCCUGCCGUUGAUACUAAUCAAUCGAGUAGAAAAAUUAAGGACAAAGCUGUUAAAAAGCCGCUCGAAACUGUUGGUGCAUUUCAGAAGCUUCCCAUGGUGAUGCCGUCGGUUGAUAUUCUGUACUCAGCAUUGAGGAAAGCAAAGAGGGUCUCAGCUACAAAGGGUAUUGCUAAUGCUGCAAAGCGUGAAAGAAACAAAGGCGCCAAACAACUUGAUGCAUUGAUGAAAGAACUUGCAGUUCCCUUGAGGACGUACAAGGAGAAUUUCCCAGACAAAAAGGAUUUGCACCCUUAUGAACGGUCUCUAAUUGAGUUGACUCUUGGAGAUGGGAACUACGAGGAGGUCUUAGGAAAAGUUGAUACUUUGAGGAAGAAACUAGUGUCAGUGGGAAAAGAACAUGCUUCCUUCUGUGCCAAGGGAAUGAAGAAAAUUGAAGAAAUUUUUAAUAAUGAAGGGGAAGCUGUAGAUGAACUUUUGCAUAUUGCCAAGAUUUGUAAUUAUCCUUUCACAACAAGAGGAAUUCUGAUGGGUCACAUGACAUUGAGCUACCAGAAUUUCCAGGUGACAGAUACACCUGGUCUACUAAGAAGACACGAUGAGAAAAGGAAUAAUUUGGAAAAGUUGACGCUUGCCGUCCUCUCCCAUUUGCCAACUGCUGUUCUCUAUGUCCAUGACCUCUCUGGACAAUGUGGGACCUCCCCUUCUGAUCAGUUCAUCAUUUACAACGAAGUAAAAGCAAGGUUUGGCGACCAUCUAUGGCUUGAUGUAGUGUCUAAAUGUGAUCUGCUAAAUGAUUCCCCAGUAGUCUUCGUCACAGAAGAUAGUACAGCUGAUAAUGUUGAGCUGGCAAAGUAUCGUACGGUGGGACCUGAAGGGGCAAUACGUGUAUCUAUCAAGGAUGAAUUGGGUAUUCGUGAGUUGAAGAAUAGAGUGCGCGAGCUACUAAUUACUCAAUCUGCAAAGCUAAAAAUAUCUGAAAGCAAAGUCCUUGAAGAUCCCAAAUGA